Messenger RNA from Macrobrachium nipponense, 1840 nucleotides. Its product is annotated as histone-lysine N-methyltransferase SMYD3-like. The record is from RefSeq and is a predicted model, not a curated record. The coding region runs from base 238 to 1653 and encodes 471 amino acids. Gene Ontology annotation, molecular function: protein binding. NCBI's taxonomy places the organism in Eukaryota, Metazoa, Arthropoda, Malacostraca, Decapoda, Palaemonidae. Gene Ontology annotation, cellular component: nucleus. The transcript has 10 exons.
UUGUUUUGGUGCUGUUAAUUCUUCGUCGAAACGACGAGCGUGAGCUCACGCGUGUACACCCCGUCAAUUAAAAGCUCUAUUUACCCUGAAGAGUAUUUUGGGAUGACAAGAAAUGAAGAGGGAGUAGGCGGCACCUGGCACCAUAUACCCUCUUGGCAGUGUGACAGCAACGAAAGAAUCAAGGUUCGAGAUGACAGAGGUGAGUAGUAGCUAUUUGGGAGACACCUGUGGGGCAAAAUGAGAGAGCACAUCAGUGGCUACAGAAUUAGAGCAAAACAGGCACUUGGACGUCGCAAAGUCUCAAAAGGAGACGUAAUUCUCACAUCAGAGCCUUUUGUGUAUAUGCUUACUACUCCUUAUAAGGGCCUUUACUGUGAUAAUUGUUUAAAGAGAAAAAAGGAAGCUUUUCAGAGAUGCUCAGGCUGCUCAUUUGAAUGGUAUUGUAAUGUAGAUUGCCAACGAAAUUCAUGGAGCUUGCAUAAAUCUGAGUGUAAAAAAUUGAGACGACUUAAGCCAAAUUAUCCAGUAGAUACUGCUCGACUUCUGGCAAAGAUUAUCAUAAAGCUCCAGAAUGGAGGAGAUAAAAUUGAAGAAAAAUGGACUGAAACUAAAACGAGAAAGUUUAAAGACUUAAUGAAUCAUUACACUGAUAUUAAGAAGGAUGACCAGCGUCAAGAACACUUGUCUGUCCUGAAAGUGGUAUUAUAUGAUUAUCUUGGGCCAGAAAACCUCCCAAAUGAGGCAGACCUUCAAGGGAUUUUUGGUCGGGUGGUCAUUAACAGUUUCAGUAUCAAUGAUGAGGAACAUUGUAGUAUAGCAACUGGUGUCUAUUUGGCUGGUUCAGUAUUUGACCACUCUUGUCAACCAAAUGCCUAUAUAACUUUUACUGGGACAAAGCUGAUCUGCAGGUCUUUAGUUGAUUGGCCUGCUUUAGACUGGAAUAAGGUGAGAAUUAGUUAUGUGGACGUUUUGCUCUCUACUAAAGAUCGUAUAUCAGAUCUCUAUCAUCGUUACUAUUUUACUUGUGGCUGUAAUUAUUGCUCUGACCUGAAGAGGGAGAGAAUUUCAUCAUCAAUUAAUUGUGGUAAUCCUUCUUGUGAAGCUCCAGUUCAUGUAUCUGAAACAGAUGAUCCCAGUCUCCCAGUGGGCCCUUGUGAGAAGUGUGGGUUUCAUGACUAUGCUCCAGAUACACGAACUUUGUAUAAAGAAAUUGCUACUUUCUCCAGAGAACAAUUGGACUUAAUGAAGCAGAAAUACUAUUUUGAUGUAAGCAAGCUGAUUUUAGAGAAACAAGGGUCCAUGCUUCAUAAGUUGAAUGUACUGAGGGUAAGAGCAUUAGAUGCUGCCUAUGAAAGUGCCAUCUCUUUAGAGUUAUGGGACAAAACUGUUGAAUUUGGCAGUCAGAAUUUGGAUGGUAUCAGGUACUAUUAUGGGGAAAAUCAUCCUACAUUUGGAUUGAUGCUCCUCAAACUUGGCAAAGUUACUUACCUCAUUGGAAAACUAGAGAAAAGUAUGAGAUUUUUUAGAGAUGCUGAAGCUAUCCUUCAAAUUAGCCAUGGCACCAGCCAUCCAGUAUACAAAGAUCAGCUGAGGCCUCUAAUGGAACAAGCUCAGGCUGAGAUUGCUUUCAAACGUGCACGUCAUAAACAAUGAAUGAAUUCGUCAGGCUGGUACUUUAUAGAUGGUGUUACUCUAGUGUUAGAUUAUACAUAUUAUGUAGCGCAUAAUCUUUUUUAAAUUUUAUACUUUUAUUUGCUGUUACCAUAGUAGGUUUUCAUUAAGAACCUGUAAGAUCUUCCAAGUUGAACAAUAAAUGUGUUUAUUUUCAAACCCAUAGUUA